GUUAUGUUUUAACAAACUGGUGAAUCGAUUAUUAUAUUAGUUAAUUUUAUUAUCUUAUCAGUUCCAGAAAUUUCUUCUAAAGCGUGUGAUCACAUUUGGAAAUUUUACUUACCUGUCUUUUUCUAGUACGUUAUAAAAUUCACUUGAAUGAAUGAGACGCUUGAAUGUACAAGUGUUGCGCUCUAUCGCUGAAUGAUAUCAUCAGUCGUGUUAUUAAAGUGUCUUCGACAAUCACACGUAGCGUGGAAAUCCUCGGUACGAUUGUGGUGUGUUAUACGCGAGUAUAAACCAAAGUAUAUAAAAUAGAACAUUCGGUGUAGAAUAUUUCACUGUGAUAAUGACGAAGAAAAUAUACUUCAUCAUUUCCCUUUUGAAUAUUUUGGUGUGCCAAGGAAACAGUUUAUACUGUUAUAGGUGUAACAGUAAUCAUCCUGGAUGUGGAACACCUUUAAAUUGGUUAUGGUAUUGGGGAGAAGUCUGUCCGGAAUAUGACGACAAGUGUGUGAAGAUAUUGGAACGUAAAGGAGCCGAGACAAUCAUUACACGUGAGUGCUUGAGCUCUGUACGUAGCUUCAGAACAGAUAUUCCUGCCGAUCACUAUGAAGGUUGUAGACCCGCUGCUAAAGAUGUACGAUUAGGGCAUUAUGUCAAUAACAGUAUUCAUCAGUUAGAUAUUCACCGCGACUAUUACGAUGAGGUUACUUGGUGUUUCUGCUAUUUUGAUAAUAGAUGUAAUGAUGCGGGAAGUGUUGCUGUUUCAAUGCUACUUUUAUCUUUAGGAAUUGCUGUACAUUAUUUUACAUCUUGAAACUGUCAUAAAAUAUCUCUUGCAGAAUCUCAUAUUUACUUUUUAAACUUACUAGGAAUUACAAAGGCUUCUUUGCAUUUAUAACACAAAGGAUAAAUCAACACAUCAUUUUUAAUGAUUUAGGUUAUAUAUGGACAUAUUGAGAUAUGUGUUCAUUUACCUUUAAGUAACUAAAACUUGCGCAACCAUUGAAAAUACAUAAGAUUUCAUGAUUUAGGAUAUGACAUCAAGGUUUAGAAUUUUACAACAUUUUGAUAUAUUCAAUAUUUGUAUUUAUAUUAAUAUAGCGUAUAGUGUAUCACACAUCUUAUGACGAUGUAUUUUAACUUACGUUAACUAUACAUAAUCCAUAUUAUUAACCUCUUGAGUGUUGUGAAUGUAUGUUUAACAAAUGCUGUCGGUGUGGACUGUGCACGCAGCCUAUGAAUUUCUUUGACUUAUACCUUCAAGUAUCAGUUAUCAACUGGGUACUUAUAUAUGUGUGUUCUUUCACAUGUUUUAACGAUAGUAACAAAUGAAAUAAUUUGAUUUGUCUCGGUUCAUUGAUUCGAUUUUUCAACGAGUUUUUUCAUUGGUUGACAGUCUAAAAUAUAUCCUCAGCGAUUGUUCAGCUCUGAAAUACUGCUCACUCAAAAUGUUAAUAUACAUUUGGAUAGGAUAAUAUAAAGGAUUUAUGUUAACAUAUUCAUAAUAUUUUUUAAAACGAGAUUGUUACAUAUCGCACAGCCGUCCAUUAAUAUAGUAAAUGAAAUGAAAUAUAUAUAUAUAUAUAAUACUUGCAUGUAUGUUUAUCAUACGAGAUUGCAAGAGGCGUAAUACUAUAACUAUUCUUUUUUUUUAAUAAGAACAGAAAAGUAAAUAUACUAUAAAUUUACUUGAAUUAUAUAUAUAUACAAUUUGCAAAACAGAAUUAUUACAUAUCGCACAGCCGUCCAUUCGUACAACUACACAUCUUUAUUUAGAAAAUGUUAUAAUUCAUCUGAAUUUUUAGAAUCACUUUAUGUAACAAGUACAAAUUUAUUCUUAACAUUCUACUAUAUUUUCCGCUAUAUUAUAAUUUUAUAUCGAUUUUGUAAAUUUUUAAUAUUACAAUAUAUAGCAUUUGUAAAAUAUAUUUCCCAGAUAUUGUUUCCUAAGCCAGUAAAUCCUUCUUUGCGUCAGGAUAAUUUUUGAUUGUACAUAAAUUUAUAUUCCAUUAUAAUUUAUACAUCUCAGAAUAUUACUUCAGGUUACAGCAUUUUUAU
This is a messenger RNA of Dinoponera quadriceps, 2052 nucleotides long. RefSeq lists its product as uncharacterized. Gene Ontology annotation, biological process: sleep; regulation of synaptic transmission, cholinergic; positive regulation of voltage-gated potassium channel activity. The transcript has 3 exons. The record is from RefSeq and is a predicted model, not a curated record. Bases 338 to 808 code for a protein of 156 amino acids. Lineage: Eukaryota; Metazoa; Arthropoda; Insecta; Hymenoptera; Formicidae.